CAAACCAGCCUGACAUUUCUGGUUAAAACUUGGCUGGGGAGAAAAGCUUCCCUCACCACAGGAGGAAAGGACGAACCGAGGAGGAGGAGUGAGGAGUAUUUGAAACAUUAACAACGGAAGGAAUAGAAAAGAGAAAGAAUUAUGUGAUCAAAAUUUGGAAUAGAAGAUAGAACAAGCUACAACAAUAAGAAGACCCAACAAAAAUAGGAUCUAAGUCACUGAAUAUAGAAAAUCAAGCCAUGACGGGGACUCUAAGUGCUGGGAACUCGUGUGAAUACUGCACAGAGGAAGUGAUAGAGAGAAAAGAGCUUGUAGUGGCAUCAGAGACCAGUAAGUAGAUGGUGAGGCCUGGGCAGGGCAGAGGAACAGGAUGGCUACAGCUGUGGGCCCUGAGAUUCUGAAAAGGACACAGGCAGAGCUAGGAAAAUUUAUCAAGAGGCCACCGCUUACUGAUAAACUCCUUAGUAAGCCUCCCUUCCGCUUCCUCCACGAUGUUGUCAAUGCGAUCAUCACAGAGACUGGCUUCCUGGCUGGUCUCUACACCGAUGAUGAACUCAGCUCUCAGAAUAUUAAGGAUAAAGAAGCUAAGGUAGAGUUCCUGCAGAAAUGUAUAGAUGCUACAGUCUUAGCCACGGGAGAGAACCUGUCAGUCCGUCCAAGCAAGAUAGUGGCAGGCCAUGAGGCAGACAAGACCAAUGAGUGGCUGCAGGCUCUUGGACGUGCUGUGGCCAAAAAUGUUGACUCCUCUGAAGCUGUCUCCCAAGUCCUCAGUGGAGUGCGGCCUCAAGCAAAGAAAGCAGAGAAGAAGGCAGAGAAAUCAAAAGAAAAGUCUGACAAAGAGAAGAAAGGGGGAACAGCCAGUAAUAAAGCUCAAAAAAAUAAUCCCAAUGACCCUAAACCAUCCCAGUCCCGCACCCCUUCCCGCACCCCUGCCCCCCGCACCCCCGCCCAGCCUUCCCCAGGCUCCAAAGGUCCUGGCAAAGCAAAACUUGCCGUGGAAGCAAAAACUGUACCCCUAAAUAAGUCUCCUGCAAAAGGCACAGCUGCUCCCAGAGGCUCAACUGUUAAGAGUUCAAAAAACAAGGAUGACAAGGACAAAACUGCUAAAAAAUCUAGAAGUAAGCCCAAGGAAGAAGAGAGCGGCACCAAAAGUAGCAAAGAUAAGGAUAAAGAUGGGAAGGAGAGAAAGCAGAAGAGUUCAUCUGAGAAGGGAAAGUCUGCUAAAUCCAGGCCAGCAAGUCGAGCACAACAAGUGAAGGAAUCUGGCAAGGAAAACUCCCCACCACAUGAAGUGAUUGGUGCUACAGAGAUCCUCACCAAUGGACAUGCUACUCCUGAGGAAAUGGUGUCCACUCCUAAGCAGGCCCCAUCAAGGCCUCCCAGCGCUAGACAUGAUGGUAAUGGUGGAGAGACAGUGGAAGUAGUGGAUGCAAUUGAUGAAGGAAUAGUAACUCAGGAGGCUCCCACUGAGGAGGCUCAGAUCCCCCAGGAGGAGGAAGAGAGACCUAUUUUGGCCCCACUGGCCCCUGAAGGCUCCCGGACAGCAGCUGAAGAAGGAUUAGAGACGUCAAAUGGUCCAUCAAUGCUGAUUGAUCCUGAGGUGGAGGGACAGCCUGAAGUUCUUGGGGGUGGUGGGGAGCAAGGUCAGGAGCAGCUUGUUACACCAAGUUCCCCCAACAACAACAACAUUGAUCCGGCUAUUCUAAAGGCCAUGAGUCCCCAUAAUGCUGACCAGCUUCAGGGAGUGGACGUGCCACGUCCAGAACCUCCAGACUCAGGUGUUGGGUCUCUGGAGUCACCCAAACAUGCAGCCAAGGAACAGGAAGGUCCACCCACUGCCCCAACACCCCGGCCAGGCCCACAGCCCCUCAGAGCACUGGAACCAUUCAAGGAAGGAACAAACAUGACCACUGAACCAGUGAUGCCAGAAACAGAAACACCUGGGAAUCAGUCAAAGGGAGAGCUACCUGUCAAGGAAGGUGCCAUAAGGCCACGCACUGGCCGUCGCUCGGCCCGCCCUCCCAGUGCCCGACCGGCCCCACCACGUGUGAGGGAACGGCGGGAGGUGCCAAAGGAGGAGAUCCAGCGGCCAGGUACUGCCAAACCUGUGGCCAAUGUGAUUCUACCCACCAGCUCAAAUGAUGGUGAUGAUGAUGAUGAUGACAACUUUGUGGUUGAGGAGUCCAAACCGGCAGUAGCAGUGGAGGAUGAUGUAUUGCCUCUAGCUGCAGCAGCGGCCAGUGGUGCUGCAGCAGCUGCUGCUGCUGCAGGUGAGAAUGGACAGGGUGCUGGUCUUCUUGUGGCUCAGAUCUUGGAGACCAAAAAGGAGAUGGAGGAUGGCAGACGUAAUGCCUUUUCUCCUGAAACACCUGGACAUAGGAGAGUCCCCAUUGAACAGUCCCUCUUGAGUGAUGCUAACCGAAAGAAAGAAAGAGAACUGAUCCAGAAAGAUGUACAAAAGUUAAGUGCAUCCAUUCAGUCCAUCACUAGAUCUGUCAACCCUUUAGCCAAAAUGUUAGAUUAUCUACAAGAAGAUCUGGACUCCAUGCAGAAGGAACUUGAGUCUUGGCAGAGUGAAAACAAGACCCUUGCUCAGACCCUCAAGCAGGAGCAGAGUUCCACAGAGCAGGCACUGGAGCCCCUUGGCUACCAACUUAUGGAGCUUGAGACAGCUGUACAAGAGCAACGUGAUAAACUGUCAGCCGUUAAAUCAAACAUACUGAGGAACAAUGAAAAGAUUUCUCGCCUGAUGAGUGGUAUAAAUCUAAAUAUAUGAAUAUGAAUAUAUAUA
This is a messenger RNA of Portunus trituberculatus (swimming crab), 2791 nucleotides long. It is a transcript of the gene IFT54, whose product is annotated as TRAF3-interacting protein 1-like. Bases 371 to 2776 code for a protein of 801 amino acids. Gene Ontology annotation, biological process: regulation of microtubule cytoskeleton organization; intraciliary transport; cilium assembly. Lineage: Eukaryota; Metazoa; Arthropoda; Malacostraca; Decapoda; Portunidae. The transcript has 16 exons. The record is from RefSeq and is a predicted model, not a curated record. Gene Ontology annotation, cellular component: intraciliary transport particle B; axoneme; centrosome. Gene Ontology annotation, molecular function: microtubule binding.